Messenger RNA from Ostertagia ostertagi, 1050 nucleotides. NCBI's taxonomy places the organism in Eukaryota, Metazoa, Nematoda, Chromadorea, Rhabditida, Trichostrongylidae. The record is from the annotation of a GenBank genome assembly.
AUGCAGACGGAGCUGGGCGACGACGCGCAUCACGAUCCCGCCACCUUCUCCGCCUGGCUGCAAGGCGUGCGCCGCAGCACGGCGUCACUGGCAGACAUGCUGGACUCGCUGAUGGACCUCGGCCGGCUCGACGGCGGUCACUACACCCCCUUGCUCGGCAACAUCUCUCUGCCUGAGCUGAUGCAGGACCUCACGCUGCAUUUCUCCGGGCUCGCACGGCGCAAGGGCCUCGCCCUGGAAGUCGCGCCGGCGGACGGCCAUGUCGUGUCCGACCAUCAUCUGCUGCGCCGCAUCGUCUUCAAUUUGGUCUCCAACGCGAUCAAGUACACCGAUGCAGGCGUCGUGCAAGUGACGACCCAGCGAUGCGAUGAGCUUGUGACGCUGACCGUCCGCGACACCGGACCGGGCAUCCCGCCUGACAAGAUCGACGAUGUCUUCCGCGACUAUGUACGGCUGAACCCGGCCAAGGCCGCUGAAGGGCUGGGCAUCGGCCUGUCCAUCGUCCGGCGCGGUGCCGAACUGCUGGGCCAUGGUCUGACCAUGACCUCGCCUCCGGGCGGCGGGACGCUGGUAACGCUCACCCUGCCCUGGACCGACGCUGCCGACACCCCCGAGGAACCCGCCCAGGCGCCUGGUGCGGCUGCGGCCCGACCGGGCUUGUUGGCGCUGAUGGAAGAUGACGUCGAAGUUCGCGAUGCCAUGGCGGCGCUGCUGCGCCGCUGGGGCCAUGACGUCUGCGCCGGAACGGACGCCCAGGACCUCGCCAACCAGCUUCAAGCCCGUCAGCAGUUGCCCGACCUGGUCAUCACCGACUUCCAUCUGGCCAACACCAACGGGCUGGACGAAGUCGACCGGCUUCGCCACGUGCUGGCAUCGCCCGACCUGCCGGCCCUGCUCGUGACCGGCAACCUGGACAGCGGCCUGGCCGCGCGUGCCGCCAGUGCCGGCGUGGUCGUCGCCCACAAGCCGCUCGUCCCCGGCAAGCUGGCCACGCUCGUGCGCCGCCUGUGCAAGCCGACGUCCGCGGAGGCUGCCGCGACUGCGGCGUGA